GUCCUGCAUAUCCAGUCAACAGAUCAAGUUCAAUUGAAGCCUUUAAAUACACGGAGCAAAAUCAAAUCCCGCGAUAGUUCCGUUUGCCAGAUCAUUCGCGAGUGACGUACCUAAAUACGUAGCGUCUAGGAUAGCAAGGUGUCAUGAAGAUCAUCUUAAUCCCAACGUUCACGGCUGCCUUCCUCCUGUACUUGGUAAUGGCGGAAAGAAAUAGACCGACAAGACUGACUGAGGUAUCGGAUGGAACUCAAACAGAGCGUGACGAAGGGCGGAUCUUCGUUCCGAGAGAUGGAAAUCCGAUGAAUUUGCAAAGGCAUCCAAGGACAUUCAGAGCUACGAGGAGUUCACGAAAUCCGAGGAUUCCUGGUACCUUGAGACAAGGAAGGCCUUUCGCCCUAAGUGGCGGAUCCUCUCAGACACCAAAACGAUCUUUCGUCGGGAAAUCCGAACACGUCCGUAGAUCACUCGUCCGCGGACCCAAUAAGUUUAACGCUGUACUUCUGGAGCCAGCCUUCCACCUGGCACCAACGAAAGGAUUGUUGAGCCACACGUUUGGUAAACGCCACGAAUCAUUGGGACCAUUGAUCGGUCCCCUCAAACUGUUAGGGAUUGGUGAAGAAGUUUACGUCCGCUUGUUGGAGCCGUCGGACAACGAAGGUGCAGAUCACGUGACGGUGCACCUCCUUAUCGCAAGGAAAACCACGGAAAUCUUGAACGAAAUUCAGGACAGCACGAACUUCGAAGAUCCUCGUAAUCUGGAACCGUCGUUCUCUUAUCCUGAGAAAGCGCAAUUUCAAAAAUUUUCGACCUUUGCUACCAUUCGACCGAGAAGACCGAUGGUCUCCAGCUCAAUGGCCUUCAACGGAAGACCGCUCUUGGACCAUUCUCGUGGUCGUCACGGCAAUACACCUACUUUCAAGGUCGAGUCUCCCUAUUUCGUCAGGAAUGAAAACCACCCUAUGGUUCCUAAACACAACAUCCAGAGUCUUAAAAACAUUCGGCCGACAGAGUUCGAUAUUCGUCCUGCGGAGCACCUCGUCGCGCCAAAUCAUCACAAGCUUCCGGUCGCUCGAUGGCCGGUGGAGAAUCUGAUUGAUCUACCGAUUUACCCUCCUCUGUCUUUUGGGAAACCAAAAGAAGUCGCUGGCGAUGGAUGCGAAGUCAUGGCUUCCCCAGUCAACACGGGAGUCGCGGAUGGCGGAAAACAGUCUGAUUCAGCGAAUCACACGUCUGUGCAGCUUCGUGAUAAUUCUGCUUCCGGUGAAGUGAAACAACGAUCGGUUAACCUUUCGAUGAAUCGUGAAGAAGAAACGAAGAUUCGUCGAAGAUUUAUCGAACCUGUCUUCAUGGACAAGAUUCCAUCACGUCAUUUUGUUUUUGAUCGUCACGUUUCGUCACCGAUUUCAAUGCUCAGGAUCGCGGACACUGCGGAAGAUCAUUUCAUGAUGGCGGCGGUACCGAACGAGGAAGAAUGGAGAGGCCUGAAAUAGCUGGGAACUUCUAUUCGCUGACAUUGAAAAUAAACUCUGUACAUGUACGUGAUUAUGAUAUAUCGAUUGAUGUACUGACGAUUGA
Messenger RNA from Neodiprion fabricii, 1575 nucleotides. RefSeq lists its product as uncharacterized. The coding region runs from base 144 to 1490 and encodes 448 amino acids. The transcript has 3 exons. The record is from RefSeq and is a predicted model, not a curated record. NCBI's taxonomy places the organism in Eukaryota, Metazoa, Arthropoda, Insecta, Hymenoptera, Diprionidae.